GGUGAGCAAAAGUUAACGUCGAGCAGACGGCAGUCCAUUGUGUGGGAUUCCCUUAGAAUCAAAUGGAUGACCAGCAGGUGGCAACCGAGGACCUCAGCACGGCGAACAAUGUUGAGCAUUUGGAAUUUCUGCAGUUUCUCAAGACCCUCGACGAUGUGCCCAACGAGAUUGGCAACGUGAGCAACGACGAUGACAAUUUCUCUGAGCUGAAAACGGAAACGGAGACGGAGAUGGAGAUGGAGACAGAGUUGGAGGCGGAGCCAGUUGCUCCAGAACCUAAUCAUAAUGAGCAAUUUAUGGAUCCGGAGCUGACCAUUCCUCACAUUACCAUCAGCAUGCCAGAAGGUCAAUUCAUGGGUAGCGCCUUGGAUUCCGAUCAGGUGAUUCCACAGAUCAACAUUAGCUUCAGCAACCUGCCACCAGCUCCGCCAGAGCGUUCCAAGUCGGAGCUGCAGCAGGAGCAGCUGUCGCUGAGGAAGCAUUCCUUUGUCCACAAGCUGUACCUGGCGGCCAGCAGUCAGCGGGUGACAUUUCUCCACUGGUCAGCGGAUGGGGAACAGCUGCAGCUGGAUUACAUUGGACUGCAGGAGCAUCUGACUGGGGGUCAGAGUAUGUUUCGCAGUUGCAACGUGCAACAGUUCACGCGCCACAUCCUCGACAUUGGAUUCGAGCGUGUGACGCAGCCUGCGGAUCUGCUCGAGGAGCGUCCUCAGUUGUCCUAUCAGCACAGCUACUUUAAGUCCGAUCAGCCGGAGCUUCUGCUCCAGCUGCCCACUCCGGAGUCUGAAGUGUCACAGGCAUUCCCAAAGCCAACAAUCAAUUCCCUUUUGUCGAGAAAAUCCCUUGUCCUGGAUUCAGAGUCCAAGUCCCUGAAUCUCCAGUCGCCCUUGCAGAUGGCCCGUUGUCGCUUCGAGGUCCUCUUGCACUACCACAACGAUGUGCGACUCCUGCAGCAACAGGAGCCCAAUGCGGAGCAGCUUCUGCCACGUCGCGGACGCAUUAGCAGCAGUCGACAGCCGGCUCAGGUGUUGACGCCUUCGCUGGCCUCGAAGCAUGUGAAUCCCAGGGAUUCUGUGCUGCAGUUUGAGACUGGUCAAGUGCCCGAAUAUGCCGGAUUCUAUGGACGAGUGGAGCCAGCCUUGAUUGCUGAGUUCUUUGCGGAAUAUCUGCCCCGUUAUGGCGCCAGGAUCAGUGGCUACAAGGACAUUGUUGUGGAUGCCAGCAAGGCGAAUUCAUUCCAGCAGAAUCUUCCCAUUGGCAUUGUGUACUCCGAGGAUGAGGAAGAUCUCGACGACCAUCAAAUUCCAGCUGCAGAUGCGAAAAACGAUGACUCCCAAUCGGUUGACAUUGCGAAUUCUCUGCCCGAAGACAUUGAACUGGAGCAGGUGAUGCAGGAGCUUUGUGGCAUUGUGCCCGAGGCGGAGGAGCACCUGGACAACAAGGAGUUGACGACGACGACAGCAACACCCAAGCCGAAGCUCAAAAGAAAAAAACUGGUAAGAAAAUGUGCAACUGCGGAUAAUGAACUGCAACCUGAAUCUCCACAAGAAGAAACUGUCGAAGAUCUAAUGGAAACAACUGCCCAAGUCGCAUCUUGUGUUAAUGAUGAACUCAAGCCCGAAAUCGAGAAGAACAACAGCAAGGACAACAGCAAUUCCAACCACAAGGAUGACGCUGACAAGGAUCUGAAAUGCCAGACAACUCCCAAGAGAGACGUCAAGAGGCGUCGUUAUGAUCUACGCAACUCCAAAUCGAAGCGAUCCAUUUGAACAAAAAGUUGGAUAACUUCGAAAUAUUUAUUAAGAAACAAAUUGAAAAUAUUGACAAAAAAAAAUA
Molecule: messenger RNA, 1836 nt
Organism: Drosophila innubila
Lineage: Eukaryota; Metazoa; Arthropoda; Insecta; Diptera; Drosophilidae
Exons: 1
Coding region: 63-1769 (568 amino acids)
Biological process (GO): regulation of DNA-templated transcription
Molecular function (GO): DNA-binding transcription factor activity; sequence-specific DNA binding
Source: RefSeq, a predicted model, not a curated record